This is a messenger RNA of Lactuca virosa, 462 nucleotides long. The record is from the annotation of a GenBank genome assembly. Lineage: Eukaryota; Viridiplantae; Streptophyta; Magnoliopsida; Asterales; Asteraceae.
AUGAAAAUAAAUUGUAUUCCUAGUUUGUGUUUGCAAUUGCAGGUGCUAAUCAUACUAGCUAGCUUUUCUACAAACAAGGUCGUUGAGUCAGACAUCAGAUGCCUAAGAUCAAUCAAGGAAUCAUUAGAAGACCCAUUACACAUAUUUUCAACCUGGAAUUUUAACAACAAUACAGAAGGUUUCAUCUGCAGGUUUACUGGUGUUGAAUGCUGGCAACAUGAUAAGAAUAAGGUUUUGAAUAUUCGAUUACCAAAAAUGGAUCUCAGAGGACAAUUUCCAAUGGGCAUAAGAAACUGUGAUAGCUUGACAGGAUUAGAUCUUUCUAGCAACUACCUCUCAGGACCAAUUCCUUCUAAUAUUGCACAACUUUUAGGAUUCAUCUUCGUUCUAAAACUCUCCAACAACAGUUCUCAGGUCCAAUCCCACCUAGCAUUGCCAAUUGUACGUAUAUCAAUGUUCUGA